This is a messenger RNA of Eptesicus fuscus (big brown bat), 2616 nucleotides long. RefSeq names its product glutamate metabotropic receptor 2 (gene GRM2). The transcript is spliced from 5 exons. Gene Ontology annotation, molecular function: group II metabotropic glutamate receptor activity. NCBI's taxonomy places the organism in Eukaryota, Metazoa, Chordata, Mammalia, Chiroptera, Vespertilionidae. Gene Ontology annotation, biological process: G protein-coupled glutamate receptor signaling pathway; regulation of synaptic transmission, glutamatergic. Gene Ontology annotation, cellular component: membrane. The coding region runs from base 1 to 2616 and encodes 871 amino acids. The record is from RefSeq and is a predicted model, not a curated record.
AUGGGAGCACUGCUGGGGCUCCUGGCACUGCUGCUGUGGGGCGCUGGGGCCGAGGGCCCGGCCAAGAAGGUGCUGACGCUGGAGGGGGACCUGGUGCUGGGCGGGCUGUUCCCCGUGCACCAGAAGGGCGGCCCGGCCGAGGAGUGCGGGCCGGUGAACGAGCACCGCGGCAUCCAGCGCCUGGAGGCCAUGCUCUUCGCGCUGGACCGCAUCAACCGCGACCCGCGCCUGCUGCCCGGCGUGCGCCUGGGCGCGCACAUCCUGGACACCUGCUCCAAGGACACGCACGCCCUGGAGCAGGCCCUGGACUUCGUGCGCGCCUCGCUCAGCCGGGGCGCCGACGGCUCACGCCACGUCUGCCCCGACGGCUCCUAUGCCACCCACGACGAUGCUCCCACCGCCAUCACGGGUGUCAUCGGCGGCUCCUACAGUGACGUCUCCAUCCAGGUGGCCAACCUCCUGCGGCUGUUUCAGAUCCCGCAGAUCAGCUACGCGUCCACCAGCGCCAAGCUGAGCGACAAGUCCCGCUACGACUACUUUGCCCGCACGGUGCCCCCCGACUUCUUCCAGGCCAAGGCCAUGGCCGAGAUCCUCCGCUUCUUCAACUGGACCUACGUGUCCACCGUGGCCUCCGAGGGCGACUACGGCGAGACGGGCAUCGAGGCCUUCGAGCUGGAGGCCCGCGCCCGCAACAUCUGCGUGGCCGCCUCGGAGAAGGUGGGCCGCGCCAUGAGCCGCGCGGCCUUCGAGGGCGUGGUGCGCUCGCUGCUGCAGAAGCCCAGCGCCCGCGUGGCCGUGCUGUUCGCCCGCUCCGAGGACGCCCGCGAGCUGCUGGCCGCCGCCCAGCGCCUCAACGCCAGCUUCACCUGGGUGGCCAGCGACGGCUGGGGGGCCCUGGAGAGCGUGGUGGCCGGCAGCGAGGGGGCCGCCGAGGGCGCCAUCACCAUCGAGCUGGCCUCCUACCCCAUCGGCGACUUCGCCGCCUACUUCCGCGGCCUGGACCCCUGGAACAACAGCCGCAACCCCUGGUUCCGCGAGUUCUGGGAGCAGCGGUUCCGCUGCAGCUUCCGGCGGCGGGACUGUGCGGCCCACUCCCUGCGGGCCGUGCCCUUCGAGCAGGAGUCCAAGAUCAUGUUCGUGGUCAACGCCGUGUACGCCAUGGCCCACGCGCUGCACAACAUGCACCGCGCCCUCUGCCCCAACUCCACCCGCCUCUGCGACGCCAUGCGGCCCGUCAACGGGCGGCGCCUCUACAGGGACUUCGUGCUCAACGUCAAGUUCGAUGCCCCCUUCCGCCCAGCCGACACCCACAGCGAGGUCCGCUUCGACCGCUUUGGCGACGGCAUCGGCCGCUACAACAUCUUCACCUUCCUGCGGGCGGGCGGCGGGCGCUACCGCUACCAGAAGGUGGGCUACUGGGCGGAAGGCCUGACGCUGGACGCCAGCCUCAUCCCCUGGGCCGCGCCCUCGGCCGGCGCCCUGCCCGCCUCCCGCUGCAGCGAGCCCUGCCUGCGCCACGAGGUGAAGAGCGUGCAGCCGGGCGAGGUGUGCUGCUGGCUCUGCAUCCCCUGCCAGCCCUACGAGUACCGGCGGGACGAGUUCACCUGCGCCGACUGCGGCCUGGGCUACUGGCCCAACGCCAACCUCACCGGCUGCUUCGAGCUGCCCCAGGAGUACAUCCGCUGGGGCGACGCCUGGGCCGUGGGCCCCGUCACCAUCGCCUGCCUGGGCGCCCUGGCCACCCUCUUCGUGCUGGGCGUGUUCGUGCGGCACAACGCCACGCCCGUGGUCAAGGCCUCGGGCCGCGAGCUGUGCUACAUCCUGCUGGGCGGCGUCUUCCUCUGCUACUGCAUGACCUUCGCCUUCGUGGCCAAGCCCUCCACCGCCGUGUGCACGCUGCGGCGCCUGGGCCUGGGCACCGCCUUCUCCGUCUGCUACUCCGCCCUGCUCACCAAGACCAACCGCAUCGCGCGCAUCUUCGGCGGCGCCCGCGAGGGCGCCCAGCGGCCGCGCUUCAUCAGCCCCGCCUCGCAGGUGGCCAUCUGCCUGGCGCUCAUCUCGGGCCAGCUGCUCAUCGUGACGGCCUGGCUGGUGGUGGAGGCGCCGGGCACGGGCAAGGAGACGGCGCCCGAGCGGCGGGAGGUGGUGACGCUGCGCUGCAACCACCGCGACGCCAGCAUGCUGGGCUCGCUGGCCUACAACGUGCUGCUCAUCGCGCUCUGCACGCUCUACGCCUUCAAGACCCGCAAGUGCCCCGAGAACUUCAACGAGGCCAAGUUCAUCGGCUUCACCAUGUACACCACCUGCAUCAUCUGGCUGGCCUUCCUGCCCAUCUUCUACGUCACCUCCAGCGACUACCGGGUGCAGACCACCACCAUGUGCGUGUCCGUCAGCCUCAGCGGCUCCGUGGUGCUCGGCUGCCUCUUCGCGCCCAAGCUGCACAUCAUCCUCUUCCAGCCGCAGAAGAACGUGGUCAGCCACCGCGCGCCCACCAGCCGCUUCGGCAGCACCGCGGCCCGGGCCGGCCCCAGCCUCGGCCAAGGGUCUGCCUCUCCGUCUGUCCCCACCGUCUGCAAUGGCCGCGAGGUGGUGGACUCCACGACGUCGUCGCUCUGA